Messenger RNA from Archocentrus centrarchus (flier cichlid), 1675 nucleotides. Its product is annotated as monoacylglycerol lipase abhd6-A-like. Gene Ontology annotation, molecular function: monoacylglycerol lipase activity. Bases 283 to 1293 code for a protein of 336 amino acids. Gene Ontology annotation, biological process: acylglycerol catabolic process. The record is from RefSeq and is a predicted model, not a curated record. Lineage: Eukaryota; Metazoa; Chordata; Actinopteri; Cichliformes; Cichlidae. The transcript is spliced from 10 exons. Gene Ontology annotation, cellular component: AMPA glutamate receptor complex; membrane.
CCCGCUGAUCCUGCAGGUGUACUCGUACAGUUAUUCAGCCUAUAGUUUCCGUGUCAUGUUUGAUAUCUCACGUGAAGUUUUCAGCACGUUAAAAGGACAAAUACGCGUGAUACACUGGAGUUUCUAAUGUAACGUUUGUAUCUGCUGCUCUGCCAUCAAACCCCCAGUGAAGAAAAUAUCAUAUCAUAAGUUUUGAAAGGGACCGUGGAAGAAGUCUGCACUGUGAUUUCAGUGAGGAGGAGACACAAACCCAGCUUCUCAGGGUCUUGAGAGUCUGCAGCGAUGGAGCUAAGUGCGGUAAUGCUAGCAGGAGGUGUCCUGGUUGCGCCUGUGCUCGCCUUCGUCACCUCCUUCCUGCUCUGGCCUGGAGUGCUCCUCAAGGCUUACAACUGGUACUGGCGUCGCAGGCUCGGACUGAUGGUCCGCUACUCUCACAGUGGGAGUUACCGCUUCUGUUAUUCUACUCGAGGGACACCAGGAGGGAUCACGCCAUCACUGCUGCUGCUGCAUGGCUUCUCUGCCACCAAGGACAUGUGGCUACCUGUUGUCAAGUACCUCCCUAGAAACCAGCAUGUAGUGUGUGUGGACAUGCCGGGACACGAGGGGACAAGUCGCACUGGUCCAGAGGAUUACAGCAUCCGGGGUCAGGUCGGCCGAAUCCACCAGUUUGUGCAGAGUAUCGGCCUGGAUAAAAGACCCUUCCACCUGGUUGGCACAUCAAUGGGUGGCAACGUUGCAGGUGUCUACGCUGCCACUUACCCCACAUUCCUGUCCAGUGUCACCUUGAUUUGCCCGGCAGGCCUGGUUUACCCCACAGAGUCAGAGUUCAUCAAUCGUCUGAGGGAGCUGGAGAAGGGUGAGAUGGAUGAUUCCAUCCCACUGAUCCCCACCACUCUUCAGGAGCUGAAUGACAUGCUGAGACUCUGUUGUCACACCCCCCCAAACCUCCCCCGACAGGUGCAGCGUGGCCUCCUUGCCAACAGGAUCCCAAACAAUGAUUUCUACAAAGAAGUGUUCAUGGAGAUCGUUGGGGAGAAGUCUCGCCACUCGCUGCAAGAAAACAUGCAUCUGAUCACGACGCCCCUGCAGGUCAUCUGGGGGAAGGAAGACCAGGUGCUGGAUGUUUCGGGCGCCGCUGUGCUGCAGGCGGCGCUGCCUCGCUGCCGGGUGUCAGUGUUGGACAGCUGUGGUCACUCCGUGGCUUUGGAGCGGCCAAGAAAAGCCGCCAAACUCAUCGUGGACUACCUGCAUGAGCAGGCAGUCGGUGAUGAAAACGUAAAGAAAGUUUCCUGAUGAAGUUGGUUUAAUAAGAGAUUUAUACAGCAGCAGUUACGUCUGUAAAAACUGAACAAACGCACAAAAGUUUUUAAGAUGUUUCGGAUGUUUUGCAUCUGUCUGGCUCUCACUCAGCGCCCUGCAGGAGGCUCAUCUCCAAAAUCUGUAGAGUUUAUUGUCAUGAAAUCAUUUCACAUGAGGAUUUUUGACAUUUCUGUAUCAGGAAACUGUAUUUUGGUCUUUUUUUUUUUUUUUUUUAAAGCUGUUUGUAAAUUAAAUAUCCUGCUGUGGAUUAACUGUAUGUUUAACCUCAUAAUAACACCUUCGGACUGAAUUUACACUGAAACGUACUGUUGGUUAAUAAGUUAACAGCUCAAGCUCUUCAGUUUAAUUUAUAAAG